AUGGAUACUACUCUAUCCUACUCUCAGGAUCUCAGGAUAUCUACUCUGAUCCUGGGUAUCCUGGAGGCAUUUGCAUACUUCGCUGCGUACGGUGGGGACAAUAUAGAAUACGAUGAGAACACUAACGACAACAACGAUAAUAACAAGAUUGUAGUCAAGAAGCUUGAAUGA
Molecule: messenger RNA, 171 nt
Organism: Perkinsus marinus ATCC 50983
Lineage: Eukaryota; Perkinsozoa; Perkinsida; Perkinsidae
Exons: 1
Coding region: 1-171 (56 amino acids)
Source: RefSeq, a predicted model, not a curated record